Messenger RNA from Carlito syrichta (Philippine tarsier), 1029 nucleotides. RefSeq names its product programmed cell death 1 (gene PDCD1). Lineage: Eukaryota; Metazoa; Chordata; Mammalia; Primates; Tarsiidae. The coding region runs from base 1 to 1029 and encodes 342 amino acids. Gene Ontology annotation, biological process: negative regulation of immune response; positive regulation of T cell apoptotic process. The transcript has 6 exons. Gene Ontology annotation, cellular component: external side of plasma membrane; membrane. The record is from RefSeq and is a predicted model, not a curated record.
AUGCGGAUCCCACAGGUGCCCUGGCCGGUGGUGUGGGCUGUGCUUCAGCUGGGCUGGCGGCCCGGAAGGCUCCUAGGUCUCCCUAAUGGGCCCUGGAGGCCCCUGACCUUCACACCAGCUCAACUCUCGGUGCCUGAGGGGGCCAACGCCACGUUCACCUGCAGCUUCUCCCAUGCGUCCGGGAAGUUCGUGCUGAACUUGUACCGCAUGAGCCCUAGCAACCAGACAUACAAGCUGGCCGCCUACCCUGAGGACCGCAUCCAGCCCGACCCCAAGAACUGCAGCCAACCUGACCGCGACCGCCACUUCCGUGUCACACCGCUGCCCAAUGGGCGUGACUUCCACAUGAGUGUGGUGGCCGUGAGGCUCAACGACAGUGGCAUCUACCUCUGUGGAGCCAUCUCCCUGGCUCCCAACACGCAGAUCAAAGAGAGCCCCCACGCGAAGCUCACCGUGACAGAGAAAGUGUCAGAGCUACCCACAGCGCACCCGAGCCCCUCCCCCAGCCCAGCGGGCCAGAUCCAAGGCCUGGUGGUCAGCGUCACGAGCGUCCUGGUGGGAGUCCUGGUGCUGCUGCUGCUGGCCUGGGUCCUGGCCACCACCUGCCCCAGGGCCACUCAAGGGCACAUUUCUGGGCAGCAUGAGAGGGCCUUUGAUUGUGCCCCCUGUGCCAUGAGCCCAGGGGCUAACCGGUGGGUGCUCCCCUCUGAGUUCCUGGUCCACCUAGGGAUUCUAACCCUUACACUGGGGCCAGGAACGGGAGGAACCAGCAAUGCUGACCAGCCCCUGAAGGAGGCCUCCUCCGCAGGACCCGUAUUCUCCGUGGACUAUGAGGAGCUGGACUUUCAGGCCCGAGAGAAGACCCCGGAGCCCUCUGUGCCCUGUGACCCUGAGCCCACAGAAUAUGCCACCAUUGUGUUCCCUAGCACUCUGGGUGUUCUGUCCCCUGGCCGCAGGGUCUCAGCUGACAGCCCUGGGGGUCCUCGGCCUCCCAGGACUGAGGAUGGACACUGCUCUUGGCCUUUCUGA